AUGUCAACCAAUCACACAAAUACGCUAUUGGAUCCCUUGGAGGAUGGCAGCUCUCCACAUACUCCGAUCAAGAACAGUUCCCGAGCUGGAAAUGGUCAAGAUGGCCAAGGAUAUGUGCUAUCACCUCCACCUGCUCCCAAAGCAUCGCAAAGAGCAUAUAGGCUGACUAACGAUGAAAGAAGAAUGCAAGAUAUUUCACAAAUCGCACGCAAGCUCUCAUUCGAUGAUCGGGAGGAUGAUAAGGAGAAACGCGGCAUCAGACAUGCUCGUAACGCAUGCAAUCGCGGGAAUGAUCGUCGCGACCGAGAGGAUGAUGGUCGGCCGAUGAACUCAAUUAGAUUUGAUGGUACAUAUACAUUCAUGGACGACAUUGGAGAAUCAUCGAUGAGUAGACAGCCGCCCAAAUCAGCACCAAGAAAGCCUGCGUUGGCUUCCAAGAUGCCCGGGUCACCAAUCCGCAUUCACCCAGCUCAUCUAAGUCCUCCACAAUCAUUGAGCUCUAAUUCCGACACUUUGCAAUCAUCUGGCUCUACACUAUUUGACAGUCCUUUAUCUGGCGAAGAUGAUGCAAAGCUCGGUCGUAAGAGAGCCCGCUCAAUUGAUGAAGAGGAUUCAGAAAUGAUGCCCCUCCCGGACACACAGAAUUUUCGGAGCACACAUACAUCAAACCAUGUAGACAAUUUCAAAUAUACCCUAUCAAGUCAACGCAUUCACGGAGCAUACACUGGCUCUUCAAGCAAUCAGACCCUUCAGAAUACUCUCGGAGAAUCUUUUGACCCAUUCAUGAAAUCUUCUAGCAAUACACCAUUCCUUGUCCAAUUGCAACGUACAGCAACGCAUGCAGGCACAAAUGACACCGUUCAACAAUCCGUUCCGUUUAUCAAACAAACACAUCUACUUAAGCACUUUCAAGAGCAUGAAUCAUCUUCAUCAAUGCACAGAUCCGUCUCCAAUGCAAGUUAUUUGAUCCGUACACCGAAUGAGCUUCGAGAGGCACCAUCAUCCAAGAUGGUUGUUGCGCCUCGAUUGAAGUACAACAUGGCUGUACGUUCCAUUCAUCAUCCCAAACAAUCACGUCGUCACGAUAGAAGCUCUUCAAUUUUAGCAAAUUCUAAGCCGCUCAACUUCAACGCACCUUCUCUUUGUGCAUCUUUUUCGAAUUCAAAUUCGCCUUCACCUGUUUUGUCAAAUUCAGCUUUACCCAACGUCUUUUCAUCUCAACCAAUGGAUUAUUUUGGUACUUGGUCUGCUGCUUCAUCUCCUUUGACGCAAGCACACUAA
Molecule: messenger RNA, 1281 nt
Organism: Meira miltonrushii
Lineage: Eukaryota; Fungi; Basidiomycota; Exobasidiomycetes; Exobasidiales; Brachybasidiaceae
Exons: 1
Coding region: 1-1281 (426 amino acids)
Source: RefSeq, a predicted model, not a curated record